AUCCAUAUAUAUAUGUUUAACAUCCCUAUUAACUAUUAAAGUCGCAAACCGUUGCUGUUGAUUCUCCGCCUGUGCGCUCUCGUGUGCGAAAACCAUUAAAGCAAUUAUCGCCACUUCAGUGUUGGAGUCAGAGCCGCACCUCCUGCGGCCACUCAGGCAGUGAAACAGCAGACCAGCAGCAGCACCAGCGUCGAUUCCCAAGCAGGCAUCACAGCUUCGCUUCUCCAAGAUGGCCAAGUACUCGGGCAAGAAGUGCCGCCUGCUCUCCAUGAUGUGGCUGACGGCGUUCUUUUUCUUUGUUGAAAUCAUCGUUGGAUAUGUGACAAACUCCAUGGCUUUGGUGGCCGACAGCUUUCAUAUGCUGGGUGACAUUGCCGCUCUGGUUAUAUCAUUUCUGUCUGUGAAGAUGUCACCGAAAAAAUGGUCGAAGAACACAUUUGGCUGGGCCCGUGCCGAGGUUCUGGGUGCUUUGGUCAAUGCCGUGUUUCUGGUGGCGCUCUGCUUCAGCAUCACCAUUGAGGCGUGCAAGCGAUUCAUUGAAAUGGAGGAAAUCCAUCAGCCCAAGCUCUUGGUUAUUGUUGGAGUGCUGGGACUGCUCGUGAAUGUGAUUGGACUAUGCCUGCUCUAUGAGCAUGGCGGACACCAUGGACACUCGCAUGGCGGCGGUCUCACUCGCAAUCACAGUCGCCUCACCGAAUUGGCCAACAUGGACGAGGGCGAGGGCGAUGAUGAGCAGAAUGAUUAUGCCUACGAGAAGCAAAAGGAGAAGAAACAAAUUAAGAAAUCCAGCCAUGGCCACAGCCAUGAUCCUGGCUCCAUGAACAUGCGCGGCGCCUUCUUGCACGUGCUCAGCGAUGCCCUGGGCAGCGUCAUUGUUGUCAUCAGUGCUGUUGUGGUGUGGACAACCAAAUGGGAAUACCGCUACUACAUGGAUCCCGCUCUCUCAAUUGUGCUCGUGGUGCUCAUUCUGCACUCGGUCUGGCCUUUGUUGCGUGAAUCCGCCUUGAUUCUGCUGCAGACUGUGCCCACGCACAUCCAGGUGGAUGCCAUACAGAAGCGACUGCUGGAGAAGGUCGAUGGAGUGCUGGCAGUGCACGAGUUCCAUGUGUGGCAGCUGGCAGGCGAUCGCAUCAUUGCCUCUGCACAUAUACGAUGCCGCAAUCUGUCGGAAUACAUGAAAAUUGCCGAAAAGGUCAAGGAGUUCUUCCACAAUGAGGGCAUACAUUCCACUACCAUUCAGCCAGAGUUUAGCGAAAUCGAGGCCUGCAACAUGUCCGACGGUACCUCCAGCAUCAACAUGAGCGGCUCCGAUUGCUGUGCCCUCGACUGUCCCACCACCGAUGAGGGCUGUGUCAAGGCCACUUGUUGCCAAAAUAAUAACAAAUUGAACCAACUGCCUUCACCCACCAAUUCGCCUUAUCUGUGUCGUCAGCGGAAUGCAGCGCGUCAGGCUGGCGAUGUGGAGGCUGGCUCUUUGCUGGAUGCGGCAACGUCCAGUGGGAACCAAGGGGCUGCUGUCGGGGAAGUUAGCGACUCCCUUGCCAUCACGGCAACAUCAACGCCAAAGAGCGAAUUAGUCUGACAACAUCCAAAGCAAGCGCAACAACAGCAGCAGCCGCAGCCACAGCCACAGCAAGCGCAACCGCAACAUGUAGUACACUUUGCCACGACCAAGCCAACAGCAACAGCAAAAGCAACAAAAUCAGCCACAAAACCAAAAGCAACAGCAGCAGCAGCAGCAAAAGCAGAAACAUCAUCAAUACGUGAUAUAAUGUACGAGCCAAGAAGCGCCAACAACAAAGUAGAAGUGGCUUCCAGCAGUGGGUGUGGCAGUGUCGAUGGGAACAAUCUGUCGUCGGUGACUGCACAGCGUCGACGAGAGCUUCAGUUGCGCGCCGAACAGCAGUUUGAGGAGCAGGUGACGGUGACACCUCUGAGAAGCCGCAACGGCGAUGAGGUUGCCCUCUAAUUUGAAGCCCGAGCUGUUUAGUUAGUUAGUUAGGAGGAGACUGGUGCUGCCAUUCGGUGCAGUAUUUAUGUGUGUUUCAAGUGUUUUUGUAUCCAUUGUUUGUUCUUAGUAGAAUUUUAGGGAUAAAUGUGUGAGAGAGGGAGUAGAUGAUGGAUGGGUGCAAUGCAGGCUGAUGAUUGUUUGCUAGUUUAAUUGAAACAGAAAUCAAAAGCAAAAACCACACAAUUGAAUGGGAAUGGGGCAGCGAAAGUGUUUGUGGAAUUGGUGCGUGCGUGUGUGCUGCUGCUUUUUAUGGGGACAUGUUUCGUUUCAUUCAUUUAACAAUAUAUAGAGCAUACAAUACUAUAUAGAAUAUGUUAAUAACUAAUCGAGGAGUGUAGUUAAUUCACAACAAUCUAGUAAGUUUAAGUUUAAACAAGUAAACGUGAGCCCAACCAAACCAGAGAAAUACACAUAUGUACUACAGAUACAGUUUUUUACAUUUUGAAAAGUUUAUACCGUCGCAAAA
Messenger RNA from Drosophila subobscura, 2477 nucleotides. RefSeq names its product zinc transporter 1 (gene ZnT63C). The transcript is spliced from 8 exons. Lineage: Eukaryota; Metazoa; Arthropoda; Insecta; Diptera; Drosophilidae. Gene Ontology annotation, cellular component: membrane. Gene Ontology annotation, molecular function: zinc ion transmembrane transporter activity. Gene Ontology annotation, biological process: intracellular zinc ion homeostasis; zinc ion transmembrane transport; detoxification of zinc ion. Bases 230 to 1582 code for a protein of 450 amino acids. The record is from RefSeq and is a predicted model, not a curated record.